CUGAAUGAUUUCUAGGAGCAGCUAAUGCUAGCUUGAUGCUGAAGGUUUUGCAUCUAAACUGCAUUCAGAGGUGUAGCUCUGUUUUCAAGUCGCUGCCAUGAAUUAAGCUUGAACUAUUGAAGCCCAUUCCCUUUAACGUCUCGUGCCUGGUUGGAGAGAGUGAGAGGUAUCAGGCAUGUAUGCCUCCGGGAAAUACAGCUCGCGGGGGCCUGCUCUUAUCCCUCGGAUGAAAACCAAGCACCGUAUUUAUUACAUCACCCUCUUCUCUGUGGUGCUGCUUGGACUCAUUGCCACCGGGAUGUUUCAGUUCUGGCCUCACUCCAUCGAGUCUGCAGCCGACUGGACCCUUGACAAACGCAGCGUCCACGACGCCCCUCUGGUCCACCUGCCUGUCUCCAGUCCCAUUCCUGAGAGGGGGGACCUCAGCUGCCGCAUGCACACAUGUUUUGAUGUGUACAGAUGUGGCUACAAUCCUAAAAACAGAAUCAAGGUCUACAUCUACCCUCUGCAGAAGUUUGUGGAUGAAUUAGGAGUUCCCAUCAGCAGCACCGGACUGUCUCGGGAAUACAAUGACCUGCUCAGCGCAAUCUCUGACAGUGACUUUUACACAGAUGAUGUCACCAGGGCUUGUCUUUUUAUCCCUUCCAUUGAUGUGCUGAAUCAGAACUCCCUGCGAAUCAGAGAGACUGCUCAGGCUCUAUCAAUGCUACCCAGAUGGGACAAAGGGAUGAAUCACCUCCUCUUUAACAUGUUACCCGGGGGCCCUCCGGACUACAACACUGCCUUGGAUGUUCCCAGAGACAGAGCGCUACUGGCUGGAGGCGGUUUCUCUACAUGGACCUACAGACAAGGUUAUGAUGUCAGCAUCCCGGUUUACAGCCCCCUCUCUGCAGAUGUUGAGCUGCCUGAGCGACAGCCUGGGCCAAGGCGCUACUUCAUCUUAUCUUCUCAAACUGCCAUCCAUCGAGAGUACCGUGCUGAGCUUGAGCGCUUGAAAGAAGAAAACGGAGAGGCGUUGCUCCUGUUGGACAAGUGUAGCAACCUCUCCCAGGGUGCUGCCUCUGCACGAAAGCGCUGCUACAAAGGGCAGGUGUAUGACUACCCUCAGAUCCUGCAGGAGUCUUCAUUCUGUGUGGUUUUGCGAGGGGCACGUUUAGGUCAGGCUGCACUCAGUGACGUCCUACAGGCCGGCUGUGUCCCCGUCGUCCUUGCUGACUCCUACAUUCUGCCAUUCUCUGAAGUCCUAGACUGGAAAAGGGCAUCUGUGGUGAUUCCAGAGGAGAAGCUCUCCGAGAUGUACACCAUCCUCAAGAGUAUUCCUCACAGACAAGUGGAAGAGAUGCAGAGACAGGCACGCUGGUUCUGGGAGGCCUACUUCAGCUCCAUGAAGGCUAUUGGCUUGACAACCCUCCAGAUCAUCAACGACCGCAUCUACCCAUACGCUGCACGCACCUACGAACAGUGGAACAACCCGCCUGUGGUGAAGUGGACCAGUGUGAACAGCCCCCUGUUCCUCCCACUCAUACCGCCACGAGCACCGGGGUUCACUGCUGUGGUGCUGACCUAUGAUCGUGUUGAAAGUCUCUUCCGUGUUAUCACAGAAAUCUCCAAGGUGCCCAGCUUGGCUAAGCUCCUGGUUGUGUGGAAUAACCAGAACAAGAGUCCUCCAGAGGAGACUCUUUGGCCGAAGAUCAGCGUUCCCCUCAAAGUCGUGCGGACCAAAGAGAACAAGCUGAGUAACCGCUUCUUCCCCUACGACGAGAUCGAAACAGAGGCUGUGCUUGCGAUCGACGAUGACAUCAUCAUGCUGACAUCUGAUGAGCUACAGUUUGGCUAUGAGGUGUGGAGGGAGUUCCCAGACAGACUGGUGGGCUACCCAGGCCGCUUGCAUCUCUGGGACCAUGAAAUGGGGAAGUGGAAGUACGAGUCUGAGUGGACCAAUGAGGUCUCCAUGGUCCUCACAGGAGCUGCCUUCUACCACAAGUACUUCAACUACUUGUACACGUACAAGAUGCCAGGAGACAUCAAGAACUGGGUGGACGCUCACAUGAACUGUGAAGACAUUGCCAUGAACUUCCUGGUUGCUAACAUCACAGGCAAAGCUCCCAUAAAGGUGACCCCUCGGAAAAAGUUCAAGUGCCCUGAGUGCACUGCCAUCGAUGGACUGUCGCUGGAUCAGACACACAUGGUGGAGAGAUCCGAGUGCAUCAACAAGUUUGCAUCAGUGUUCGGCACCAUGCCACUGAAGGUGGUGGAACACCGUGCAGACCCAGUCCUCUACAAAGACGACUUCCCAGAGAAGCUCAAGAGUUUCCCCAACAUCGGCAGCCUCUGACCAGCCGGUACCCGAUGCUGCGACCUCAACACAGCCUCAAUACUCAAUCAUUUGCCAACACCGUUAUCUUUUAUAUCGUGACAUCAAUGUUCAGCGUAAAAUAGAUGUUCCUUUUUCUUCACAGCUCAGUUUUUUUACUCAUUCAAAGUGAAUUUUAGCAUCUUCAGUUAAAGAGAACACUGAAACGUGGGGGUGUUGGAAAGUGUAAUGAGAGAGGUUUGUUUAUUGAGUUUAGAGUAAAAGAUAUAUCAGAUAUUUAUACUAAUGUAUAGAGUAAUGUUACAUAAACUUCUAUUGGGGGGUCACCCUGAGUGUGAUGACUGACUGGAGGCGUGUGCUCCCUCACUGUCACUGUUUUGGAGCUGAAACUUCAGGUUCCAGCUGCUCUGGAAUCACCUUCUACAGUGUACAUAUUUGUAUUAUGCAGCAGUGCUGUAUAAUAGUCAUAACUAUGAUGCUCCAGCUCUUCUUUUCUUUUCCUUCUGUUUCUGUUCACAAACUGACAUGGACCUUAUCUUUAUCUGUAAUGUAAUAAAAGUAAUACAUGUUUAAUUUACAUGAUAUAGAGUAAAUGAUCCAAUGACAUACCUAAGUGUGUAGGAUCAAUCUAACAGUUAAGUGGAUGUGACAGCACACAGCAUGGUGGCUCACAGAUGAUGUACAGUUCAUGUUUCACAUAUGUUUUCUUUUACACAAUCAGAUUGGGCCGUAAGACAAAGCUGGUACAACAAAUCUAAUAUAUUUAGAGUGAGUAACUGCUGAUUUUAAAGUAUUGAUGCUGAGCUACUGGAACAUCUUGAAAUGUAAUUUUAUACCGCCUGAGCAAUCCUCUCAUUAUAUUUAUAUAUGAUAUAUAUCAUAUUGUAUAGUACUAAUAGACACUACCCGAACACACACAUUUCAAAACAGAUGUGUAUAAACUGUUGAUUCUUCGCCUCUUUUUUUUUAAAGUUGUGUUUUCCAUUAUAGUUGUGUGUGCUCAUAUUUUUGUUCCUUUCAUCACUUCCUGUCCUCUCCCAACGUUCAGGCUCCAGCAUUGAGCGGUGAAUUCUUCUUUUUUUAAUUUGCCUUUUUUAUUAUUUCUAUAAAGUCAUUGAAAUUGUUUUAAAUUUUUGGACUGAGUUUAUGUAUCUGAGUGUAUAUAUGACUUUGAUAAAUAAAGACCACAUUAAUGUGUCUCACAA
Messenger RNA from Notolabrus celidotus (New Zealand spotty), 3519 nucleotides. RefSeq names its product exostosin glycosyltransferase 2 (gene ext2). Gene Ontology annotation, cellular component: membrane. The transcript is spliced from 15 exons. Gene Ontology annotation, molecular function: glycosyltransferase activity. NCBI's taxonomy places the organism in Eukaryota, Metazoa, Chordata, Actinopteri, Labriformes, Labridae. Bases 176 to 2335 code for a protein of 719 amino acids. The record is from RefSeq and is a predicted model, not a curated record.